AUUAUUAUUAAAAUCCUCUCCAAAUCAAUAAAAUUAUCUUUAGAAACUUUGCAACUAACUGUCUCAUAUAUCAAAUUCAAAAUCCAAGAUGAAGAAAACAUCCCAAUGGAAAAUCAAAAACUAUCAUUCAAUGGCGAAACAUUGGAAAAUUAUAAAACUCUUGCUGAUUAUGAUAUCAAAGAUGGCUCCAUUCUACAUUUG
Messenger RNA from Ascoidea rubescens DSM 1968, 201 nucleotides. Its product is annotated as ubiquitin-like domain-containing protein. Gene Ontology annotation, biological process: modification-dependent protein catabolic process; protein ubiquitination. Gene Ontology annotation, molecular function: protein tag activity; ubiquitin protein ligase binding. The record is from RefSeq and is a predicted model, not a curated record. NCBI's taxonomy places the organism in Eukaryota, Fungi, Ascomycota, Saccharomycetes, Ascoideales, Ascoideaceae. The transcript has a single exon. Gene Ontology annotation, cellular component: cytoplasm; nucleus. The annotation marks the transcript as partial.